This is a messenger RNA of Empidonax traillii (willow flycatcher), 1151 nucleotides long. RefSeq names its product cartilage oligomeric matrix protein-like. Gene Ontology annotation, molecular function: calcium ion binding. The transcript has 8 exons. Gene Ontology annotation, cellular component: extracellular region. NCBI's taxonomy places the organism in Eukaryota, Metazoa, Chordata, Aves, Passeriformes, Tyrannidae. Gene Ontology annotation, biological process: cell adhesion. The annotation marks the transcript as partial. The record is from RefSeq and is a predicted model, not a curated record.
AAAGACACCGAUCACGACCUGGUGGGAGAUGUCUGUGACACCAACCAGGACAGCGACGGGGAUGGGCACCAGGAUUCCCGGGAUAACUGCCCCACAGUGCCCAACAGCUCCCAGGUGGACACGGACAACGACGGGCUGGGGGACGAGUGCGACGACGACGACGAUGACGAUGGAAUCCCAGACGUGAAACCCCCGGGCCCCGACAACUGCAGGCUGGUCCCCAACCCCGGCCAGGAGGACUCGGAUGGCGAUGGCGUGGGGAACCUGUGCGAGAACGACUUCGACAGGGACAUGGUGAUCGACAGGAUCGACGUGUGCCCCGAGAACGCCGAGGUGACCCUGACCGACUUCAGGGCGUUCCAGACCGUGGUGCUGGACCCCGAGGGGGACGCGCAGAUUGACCCCAACUGGAUCGUCCUCAACCAGGGCAUGGAGAUUGUCCAGACCAUGAACAGCGAUCCUGGCCUGGCUGUAGGUUACACAGCCUUCAACGGGGUGGACUUUGAGGGCACGUUCCACGUCAACACGGCCACGGACGAUGACUACGCCGGCUUCAUCUUCGGGUACCAGGACAGCUCCAGCUUCUACGUGGUCAUGUGGAAGCAGAUGGAACAGACCUACUGGCAGGCAAACCCCUUCCGGGCAGUAGCCGAACCUGGAAUUCAACUGAAGGCGGUGAAGUCCAAAACGGGCCCCGGUGAAUACCUCCGGAAUUCCCUCUGGCACACGGGAGACACCACUGACCAGGUCAAACUGCUCUGGAAAGACCCUCGGAAUUCCGGCUGGAAGGACAAGACGUCCUAUCGCUGGUUCCUGCAGCACCGGCCGCAGGUCGGGUACAUCAGGGCCCGUUUCUACGAGGGCCCCGAGGUGGUGGCGGACACGGGCGUCGUCCUGGACACCACCAUGCGAGGGGGACGCCUCGGAGUCUUCUGCUUCUCCCAGGAGAACAUCAUCUGGUCCAACCUGCGCUACCGCUGCAACGACACCAUCCCCGAGGACUACGAGACGUUCCGAGUCCAGCAGGACUGACCAAGCCCCGGGUGGAGCCGGCCCCGCUCCCCCCGAACCCGCUCCCGCUCUGGAAUCCCGCAGGAAGAACCGUCAGCACCUCCCGCCGCGCCCCCACAGCACCCCCCUCUCGACAGCCA